UCCUGUUUGCAUUUGUGACAGCAUAGAUAUUAGUAACACAAAGGAGAGGAAAAGUUCACUGUCAUGUGAACAUUGACUACUUCAGUAGGCGUCUUUAAUAAUAACUAGGUCAUACAAUAGCAUCAGUCUGAAACAGUUCGUGAUUAUUAUAAGACUUGCCGGCGGUACCUUUCACAGAUUGAUCUAUUGCUUAAUUCAAGAUCGGCGGAGCGCGUAAAGGCUUUGAUAGAUAUUCUCUCAUCGCUUAUCGGAAAUUGUCUAGCAUUUAAAUUUACCAAGGCAAACAGUGGCUGGAGGUCAUCAAUCAAUCUGUGGUUGAAGUGGUUGGAAAAGUUUAAUAAGAUCCUAGCAGAAAAACAGGCUUGAACAAGGACUCAAAGAUGAACCUGACCACAGUUACACCCUCCACGACCACGCCCACCGUGACUCCCUCCGACAGACAGUACUUCCUCAGCAAAGUGAUCAGCUACGCCGCGGUGUCUGUGCUGAUCAUAGCGGGUAACCUACUGUGUCUGGUGGUCUUCCUGCGCACCCCGCAGAUGAGGAGGAAGAGGGCCUACUACCUGCUGAUCAGUCUCAGCAUCGCGGACGCACUGGUCGGCAUCAGCCUGGUCGAGAAGAUCGCCCUCGAAGUGCAAACUCCGAGCUACAAUAUCAAUACGAACCAGCUGGGGAGUCUCCUCUACUAUCUUGCAAGCCCGUGCUCACUUUACAACCUCGCGGCGAUAUCCGUGGAGCGAUUUAUAGUCACCGUGUUUCCAAUCUAUCACCGGACCACGGGCAUGGGUAUGUACCUGGCACUUGUAGGCGUGCCAUGGUUGAUGGGGGUCACGGUCUUGUUGCUAUUCAUACUGGCGUACAAGGUCGCCGUGAUUCCGCACGAGGUCGUCACCUACUCACGGAUCACUAUAGUCAUCAGCCUUCUCAUCAUCAUCAUCGCGUACACAGCCCUAGCUCUCAAGCUUAAAUACGCGGAGCUCAAAAUCAACUCUAGUAACCCACAGGCACAGGUAUUGCGUGACAGGAAGCUGGCCUUCACGCUCAUCAUUGUCACGCUAUUCUCGCUGAUCACGUGGGCGCCGUAUGGGGUAUACAUCACUGUGUUAGCGUAUUGCAGAGACUGUAAGAGCAGGCCUUACGCCAGGGAGUUGUAUCUCGCCUUAAACCUACUCCGGUACUUAAACUCUGGAAUUAAUGUCAUUAUCUACAUGGUUCGAAUGCCAGAGUUCAAGCGCGAUGUGGUAAGAAUUCUACCAGCUAGCUCCAGUGCCUCGCGGUCAAGACAAGCCGUGCUGGGAACUGGGGACACUUCAAUGUGAAGUUUUUUUUUAUAUCAGGAUUCUACCAGCUAGAUCCAGUGCCUCGCGGUCAAGACAAGCCGUGCUGGGAACUGGGGACACUUCGAUGUGAAGUUUUUUUUAUAUCAGGAUUCUACCAGCUAGCUCCAGUGCUUCGUGGUCAAAAAAUGCUGUGCUGGAGUCUAGGGACGAUUCGAUGUGAAGUUUUCGUAUAUACUACCAUUUAGCUGCAGUGCGAGAUCAAGACAGGCCUUGCUGGUUAAGGGGAAAACGUCGAUAUAAAAAUUAUUUAUCAAGAUUCUAUUAGCUAGUUUCAGUUCCUUGCGGCAAAGACAUGUCACGUCGAGGACUAAGGACACGUGAAAUGCGUUAUCUCUUCGAGUCUUGCAGUUAACGCCAAAACAUUCUAUUUUAGAAUGAUGAAUAUGUUAUGCUAAUGGAAUGGUGUGGCAGGGAACUGGCCAUUACAUCCCAGUCCCUCUUAACAAAAUAUGCCGCGGGACACUGGAAGCUUUCUCGCUCGAGGGGCAGCGAAUUGCGGCGAGCGCAAGAAAUAUAUCUGCAGAAAUUACCAUGAGAGAUUGAAUAAAAAUUUCUACGAUGACAGAGUUAUUAAUACGCCUUUAACAGAUUGGUUAAAAAAAAUGAACAAAAUGUUAACAAAGAAGAGUUGUCUUGUUCUGUUCAUGUAUUAUUUCAUAUCAAAUUUGCAAGAUGCAAGAAUGUGUGAUAAGAUUAAGU
Nematostella vectensis (starlet sea anemone) is the source of this 2039-nucleotide messenger RNA. RefSeq names its product neuromedin-K receptor. Gene Ontology annotation, molecular function: G protein-coupled receptor activity. NCBI's taxonomy places the organism in Eukaryota, Metazoa, Cnidaria, Anthozoa, Actiniaria, Edwardsiidae. The transcript is spliced from 2 exons. Gene Ontology annotation, biological process: G protein-coupled receptor signaling pathway. Gene Ontology annotation, cellular component: membrane. The coding region runs from base 381 to 1319 and encodes 312 amino acids. The record is from RefSeq and is a predicted model, not a curated record.